AAUAGCCACAUUAGCUAGCUGAUGUUUGAUCACACCAGCCUGCCAUAGAGCUGGCAACCUCCAUAGACAAACCUGUUUGUGUCCCAGCUGCGUGCGCUAGCUUGUGUUAGCUAGCUAGCAAGCUAACGAAGUAGAAUGAGAAUGUGCUACUUAACGGCUAGCUAAAUCUAAAUGCAAAACAAUAACUUGGUUGCCACGUUACGCUUCCACAGUAAAUAUAUAAGUUACAUUCACAAGCCGAAUCCGAGUUUGCUUGAAUAGCCUACCCUCCAUGUCUGAACAGUUUUAGUGGAACGCUAUUAAUGAUUGCUUCGUAAUGCAGGCAAGAGGAACCCCACAGUCCAUCAUUUCAGCCCAGAUGCAGUCUCAAUCCCACUCCCUGGUGCCCGGCAGUAACAGUGUGGGCUCCAGUGCCCCUUCUGGCUCCAUGGUGCAGGUGUGCUUCCCUAGUGUUCAGACUUCUGUGCUGGAGAGCUUGAACAGACAGAGGGAGGAAGGACAGCUCUGUGAUCUGUCCAUCCAGGUGCAGGGACAGGUGUUCAAGGCCCACCGCUGUGUUCUGGCUGCAUCCUCACCAUACUUCCAUGACCAGGUGUUGCUGAAGAAUAUGUCAACCGUCUCAAUUCCGGCUGUCAUGGACCCCCUGGCCUUCGAGAGCGUGCUCUCGUGUGCUUACACGGGCCAGCUGCGAAUGCUCCGCGAGGACAUCGUCAACUACCUGACUGUGGGCAGUGUUCUACAGAUGUGGCACAUUGUGGACAAGUGCACCGAGCUGCUGAAGGAGGGGAGGGCAGCUGGAAGCAGGGCCCUGCUGGGGCAGGCUGGAGGGGGGGAAGGCCUUAGGAACCCUGGCUGUAGCAGCAGUGCUGGUGGUGGUGGUGGAGGAGGGUUACCAGAGGUCCAGCGUGGAGGCUCAGACCCCCAGACAGUCCCUCCACAGACCAGUCGGCCCUCCCUGAGUGAGAGCCAGUCCCCCAGCAGCACCAACUACUUCAGCCCCAGAGAAGCACCCUUCGGUGGGGGACCGGCAGUGGUGGAGGCCCCGGGGGAGGGGGGAGGCUCCAACACUACCCCCAGCUACUGUGAUCCAUCAGGGGGAGAGGCCUUCCUCAUUGAGGAGGAAGAGGAGGAGGAAGAGGAAGAGGAGCUCCUCUACUCCAGGAAGAGAGAGAGAAGGAGUGGGAGGAGGAAGCGAGCGAGGGAGGCGUCCGACCUGGAAGUGGGCGUCAGCGACAGCUUCGGGGUUUCGUCCUAUCAGGACGGAGAUUCCUCUCCUUCGCUGAAGCGUCCGGCCUACAGCCAGCCCAGCAUCAUGCCCCGGAAGCAGUGGGUGGUGGUGAAGACAGAGCAGGCGCAGGACGACGACCUCAUCGUCGUGUCCGGGGAGGAGGGGGCUGAGGAGGAAGAUGACGAUGACGAGGAGAGGGAGUUGGAGAUGAUGAGGGAGAGAGAGAGGACGUUUAACAUCUCCAACAUCAGGACCUUGGCCGGAGACCUAGCGCUGAGAGCAGAGACCGGGAUGGACACACAGGUGGACUACUGCCACUCUUCGGAAGACUACCUCAAGUUUGAUAGUGGCUUGUUGGACCAGACCCAAUCCCAGAACCUCCAGGACAGUUCUGGUCCCACGGGGGUCAGGUCAGUAUCAUCCCUGUUGGGCCAGGUCCAGUCUGCUGCUGCCAGGGCCCAACUCUACCCCUUAGACAUGCAGGGGAACCAGAUCCUGCUCUACAGCCAAGCCGCUCUGGAAACAGCACCCCCACUAGGCCUGGGAACUGGUAUAGUCCAGUCAUACAAGGGACCAAACCUAGAGCACGGAGCAGUCCACCUGUCGGGACAGGGGGGUUUGGGUGGCGGCAUGGACGGGAUGGAGGGAGGGGCCGGAGGAGGAGGAGGGCUCUCAGGAAAGGUGUUCAUGUGCCACUGUGGGAAGACCUUCACCCACAAGAGCAUGCGUGACAGACACAUCAACAUGCACCUGGACCUGCGUCCCUUCCACUGCCCCGUCUGCGCCAAGAAGUUCAAGAUGAAACACCACCUGACGGAGCACAUGAAGACCCACACAGGGCUGAAGCCCUACAACUGCCACAGCUGCGGGAAGAAGUUCAUGUGGCGGGACAGCUUCAUGAGGCACCGCUCCCACUGCGAGCGGAGAGGGGUAGGGAGAGGAGGAGGCGGGGGGGAGGGAGGGGGAGGAGGAGGGGAGGGGUCAGACGGAGGGGAGGUCGUGUCCCCGCCCCAGCCCUCUCACCCCCCCCUGCCUGGUGGCGAGGCAGGGCAAGGCAUUGUGGGUAGCAGGGCUGGAGUGUCCCUCCUGUCGUCUCACCACCUCAGUAUGUCCGCCGGCGGGGGGGUCGGCAACGCUGUGUCCUGUCUGAGCAUGUCCGGCGCAGGGACCAUCCUCGGGGUUAGCUCUCAGAGUUCGCAGGGUUCCUCCAUGUUUGGUGUCGGGGCGGGCCGAGGGGGUUGUGCGGAGGAAGUGUGUAAGGUCAGAGCGAACGACAACAGCGUCACAUAACAACCAAAGUAGAGACACCGCAAGUUAUAACCAUAAGCUAACAGUCCCUCCUGGAGCCUCCCAGAUGAUCGUUCAGUAAAACUUACUCUUAGGUACCUCUCUCAAUGACUGUUGGGUAGGACAUGGUGUAUGUCUUGUCAGAUAACCAAAUAUGAAGAGACAAUAAAUAACAGGUCCUUGUUAACUUUGUCAGAAAAAUGAUAGAAAUAUGGUGAAAGUAAUGGUCAAUGUGAGUGAUGUGAUUAAUUGCGGCAGUACCGCCUCUCUAAGCAAGAUAAUGCCUACAUUUCCUGUCAGUCAGUACUGCCAUUUUGUUUGACAUACACUUACUGUAUAUGGAUAAAUUGUACUAAAUUCUACUUUUAACAACAUAACUCCAACUCUACCAUUCCUGCUGCUAUUUGACCAUUCUCAUUCUUGUGUGCCAUUCAGAUUUCAAGUAUACGGUGACUGUAAUUCCAUAGAGUUACACUUUGUGAUGUAACAGCCUGGCAGAGGCAGUACUAGUAUGGUGUAUUUAGAACUCAAACUCAGCAGUGUUUUGUUGUUCAUACAUAGGACAUUAUAGACACGGUCUGAACAUCCUUAUUCAUCUCCGCUCUCAACUAUAGGAUCUGUGUGCAUGGCUUUAUAGAUACCAUGUGCAGUAGAGAAUUAUGUUUACCUUCUGAGAAGGUUUAGGAAAACUAUUUUUAAGCUGGACUGAAAAACAAGGGAUUUUCAGAAAGGACUUUUAAUUUACGUGCUGAUAUGUGAUUAAAAGGAACUUUUGAUGUGUGUUCCCUGGGAACUAAGACUACAAUGCACCCUUGGUGUCAUUAACAGUCAACUAAUUCUUUGUCAUUUUCCACUUGCAUCAUUUACAUCUGAGGUAACGAUAUUGGCAACAGGUGAGUUAUUGUGACGAGCUAUAGCUACUGUCUUGUUUCAGUGCAAGUAAAAAUAAGUGGUGCAACCUUUUCAGCUUAUGUACAUUACUGCAUGCGUGAAUACAUGCAUGUCAUCUGUGUGCAUUUGCCUUAGACAAAUGACCACAUGGUUGAGCAAUCCACUUUUAUUACAAAAGGUUUUUACAAGAAAGAAAAGGUGCUUUCUAUAACAUACCCAACAUAUUAAAAGAAAUACAAAAAUAAAUGGUUCAUUCACCCCCUACAUAGAACACAUCCCCCUGUGCUUCUCUACUAGUUCAUUUCAAUACAAAGUCCCUAAAUGUCCCAGUGAACCUUGUUGUCCUCGAGGCAGGCUCUGAUUCCCAGAAACCCUGUCGCGUUCCUCAGUAUGACAGACUGCAGAUAGUACUAUAGCCCUACCAAGCUGGUACAUUGCCUGAAUAAUCUAAUCACUCAUUAUUGCAGUCUGUGUGGAUGUACACAGGCUUAAAUCAAGUGUUACAU
This is a messenger RNA of Osmerus eperlanus (European smelt), 3912 nucleotides long. It is a transcript of the gene zbtb22b, whose product is annotated as zinc finger and BTB domain containing 22b. The transcript is spliced from 4 exons. Gene Ontology annotation, biological process: regulation of transcription by RNA polymerase II. Bases 317 to 2518 code for a protein of 733 amino acids. The record is from RefSeq and is a predicted model, not a curated record. NCBI's taxonomy places the organism in Eukaryota, Metazoa, Chordata, Actinopteri, Osmeriformes, Osmeridae. Gene Ontology annotation, molecular function: RNA polymerase II cis-regulatory region sequence-specific DNA binding; DNA-binding transcription factor activity, RNA polymerase II-specific; protein binding.